GACGGCGAUGAGCCGACGACGCCCGGCAGGCGGCGCAAACCUUUGCGACUUGCAACAAACACAAGACGAGGAUGAAUGAAGCAGCAGCAGCCAGCACUGAUCCUCUUGCCAAGCCGGGUGAUGAAGCGACAGAAAGCCCAAUAAGAUCUAGAGGCGCGGCCCACAUUUGUACAUGGGCCUGGUUCAUCUCUAUAGCCAAGUCAACGGCGAUCUCUGCACUGAAGUGUGACAAGUCAAACUCGCCUUCCCUCUGAUGCCCAAAUCUCUCUGGGAUUGGGAUCUCCAGUUGCCCGAUCCCCUUCCAUGACACGCGAAAUGCACGCCAUCCUCGCUGGGAUUCCGCAGUCCCUCCGGCCCGCGGUGCUGAUCGCCUCGACGUGCGCGCUGCUCCUCCUCGCCACCGCGCUACUCCUUCCGCGCGCUCCUCCGGCGGCGCCGGCGGCGGCGCUGACCACUGUCACCGACGCGGACGCCGUCCGCUUGGACGCUAGCGUCACCCGAAGGAACGGCAACGAGGUGCUGUGGCAGCUACCGCCCCCGUCGUCCCCACUGCGAGCCGCGUUGUUCGCGGCGCCCGGGUGCACCAUCCGCGCCACCGACUUCUUCGACGCCUCCCCGGGCUGCCCGCGCUGCACGGGGCUUCCCGAGGAGCGCCGUUUCACCCGCGCCGCGCUCAGCCGCGGGUACGCCGUCCUCGCCGUCUCCAGCCGCGCCAAGUGCUGGUCCCUCGACGACGCCGGCGGCGGGGAGGACGGCAGCGAGCUCGCCGCCGUCCAGUCCAUCAUCAAGUGGUGGACCACAGAGAAGUACCCUCAGCUCGCGGGCCUCCCACUCUUCGGCAUCGGCGCGUCCUCGGGCGGGUACUUCCUCUCCGCGCUCGCGGCCAGGGUUAAGUUCAGCAGCGUGACCGUCAUGAUCGCGGAGGGCAUGUACGGGACCAUGGCCGAGAUCCCCACCGGGUAUCCGCCGGCGCUGUUUGUGCAUAUGCCCAAGGACACCGAAAGGGCGCGGUUGGUUGCGGAAAGCAUGGACAAACUCAGGGAGAAGCACGUCGACGUGCGGGAGAUCCAGUGCGAUGACUUCGCCGUGAGCGCGGAGUUCCUGGCGGAGAGGGUGCCGGGGCUGACCUGGGCCUUCGCCAACGCGCUGGUGGACAUGCUUCGGCGGAAGGGAUUCGUGGAUGAGAAGGGGAUGCUGAAGAAGGACGGGAGGAGAACGCCGUGGAAGGAGGCGGCUGAGGAGGCCAAGGUGCUGCCUGAGCGGUUCGGUCUGGAGAGGCAUGUCACCGAGGAGCUCAAUGUUGCCUAUGCGUACCAUGAGUUCACCAGCCUGAAGAAUACUGAAGUCUUCCAAUGGUUUGAGUCCCAUAUGAAUCAUUAGGACUGAUGCCCAACUAGCUUGCAUACCACAGUGAACCGAGUAAUCUUCUGAUUGUUUGAAGAUCCACUUUUGACCAUGAUCUACAAUAGCAGAAAAGUUAGAGCAAGACCUUGUGUAAGACUUCUGCCCACAGCUUAUAGUUUACAACUUCCACUCAUAGUUUCUGGUAUGUUUGUAUCUCUAUUCACUACUUGUUACUUUGUUAGUGCAAAUUUUGGGAAGCAUGAAAAAUGUGCUGAUUACACCCAUUAUUGUUGUACCUGUACUAUUUUUCUUUUAGAAAGCAAUAAAAGUGUGCAAAUCUGGGAUUCUAGGCUU
This is a messenger RNA of Zea mays, 1698 nucleotides long. RefSeq lists its product as uncharacterized. NCBI's taxonomy places the organism in Eukaryota, Viridiplantae, Streptophyta, Magnoliopsida, Poales, Poaceae. Bases 304 to 1380 code for a protein of 358 amino acids. The transcript has a single exon. The record is from RefSeq and is a predicted model, not a curated record.